AACUUGUUCGCUCUGUAAAUAAUAGAGGUAAUGUCAUUUUAUAUUAGUUUGAAGUUUUCGGUUUUCUACAUCGGUAGUCUCAGUAUCAAUACAAAUAAUAUAGUGUACGAGGCGCUUUUAUUUUCAUCUUAGCAAAUGUUUAUAAUGAAGACCAUCAGUUAGUUCAGUGCUGUGAAAAGACAAUGUUUAUCUACGUUUUUAGAAAUUGCAUCUUAUUGUAAACAUUGAUGUUUAGAGAAAUAUUUAGGUGCUUGAAUUUCAUCUAAAACAUUUUGUUAUUGCUCAAAUUAAUGUGCUUGGCUAUAAAUGUAUGUUGGAGACAGUUGUGACUUGACCAGACAGGACCAGGGAUAAAGUGCGGCAAUAUGUUCAGGGUACUGGUCUUGUGUGUAGCGGUGGUGUUGAUUCCGGUGCGCGCUCAGCCAUCGUUUUGCUCAGAAGACGUCCAUUGCUUCGAAGGGUACUAUUGCGAAAAAGAAAACAAAAUAAAUGAAUGUCGAGAAUGCCUGUCCUGUGAGGAUCUCAUGAGGAAGCCCCCGGCGGCAUAUAAACAGUGUAUUAAGUCUGUCGCUGAUUGCGGGGACUGCAUCAAUAACUUGGUGGUGGACCGGCGAGCUGAUGUGAAUUCAAAGUGCGUGCCUCCUGACACCUCAGACCUGCAAUCUACACCGUCCUACGUGUGGAUAUUCAUUGGAAUCGGGGUCUUGCUGCUCAUUGCGCUCUUCGUCGGCAUCAUCGCCUACCUUGUAAUCUUCAAGACGCCUGACUAUGACAACCAGUCGAGUACGGUGACGGCGCGGAUCACGGCCACCGCUCCCGAGGCGCCGCCGCCCUACAACCCUUUACCACAGUCACCGUACCACUCACCAGUGUACACUGAUGUGGAAACCACUGCUUAUAAUGAAGACGAACAAUUCAUCAAGCGUCCCCUACCUCGACCGCAGGACACGCGGGAGUCGGCUGGGAAUCAAGCCGCCAGAGUUUAUAACAAGCCAAUAUAUGAACAAGAAAUCCCACCGCCCAGUCCUGAAUCACCUGUGCCGGAGUAUACGGAGCCAAUGACGCUACCAGCUCACGAGGACGAUGAGACGAUGCCCAGCCCGUGGAUGCCCGAUUCCACGACCAGCAAUGGAGACGUUCCCUAUGUGGUGACUGAGACCGGAGGUGGUGACGCGGACGGUAGCUCGUCCAACCUGCCCGCUCUACUGGCCGCCGCGAGAGACACCACGCUCGUCGAACAUCCUGCAGCUAAGAAACGAUGUAUCAGACAGGACUCCCUAAACAACAGAAACCGGGAUAAUGGUUCAUGUGGGGACAGCAGUCAUACCAGUUUCCCGCGAUCGCCGUCACCGAGUCAAGGACAAGGCGGGCCGCCAUACAGCUUUAUCACACAGAUUACAAACGUCGUGCAGAUCAACACUAGCAAGUGACGUCACGCCGCCAACGACAAUACUCCGCUACUUAGUCCAUAAUAAGGUGAAAUGACCAUUUUAUCUGUAAAGUUUGAAGUUUACUCCGAGAUCGUCAUUUUAUCUUAAAACUUAGUCUUAUUGUUAUUAGAGUAAUUGUGGAUAUUGUAAUUUUUUACUUUUUCUAGUAAAAUUGAAAAAAAAUGUUACGAAAAGUCAAAGAAAAUGCAAAAAAAUGUUUUAGGUAAGCAUCAAUGUUAGAUUGGUGCGUAUAAUGUGCCUUAUGGAGAGAUAUUCUUACCUAUUGAACUGUGAUGUAGAUUUAUGUGCGUAUAUACCGGUGCAUAUACCAGUCAUGUUCGAGAUCUGUGCGAUCAAUUCAUGAUCUCAGUAACGUAAUGUAAUGUCUUAGAUACGCCUAGUGAACAGUCGGUAGCUUAAACGAUGAGAGAGAUGGAAAAGACAUUAUUUAAUACUUGCUUGCUCAAGUUAUAUUAAUUUAGAAGAAUAUUUGGAUUGUUUUAUACUUUAGAAGUCGUUUAAGAAACCAGACUUUAAAGUAUUCAGUAUGGUUCAACGUGCUAUCAAAUUUAGGCAAUAAACUAGUGGCUUGUUACAUAAUAACUGAAUCAUUUGAAAUGUAAUAAGUAAUGUAUUAUUUAUUUAGCAUAAUAUCUUAAUUCUAAGCUUUCAAGGCUUGAAGAUAAGAUAUAAAUAAUGUUCUUCCUAUAUAGAAAAAUUGUACAUAAAGAUACUAAUGUUAUUUUAUAAAUGUUCCUUGAAGUUGCAAAAAGAUAUAUAAAAUACAAUUCGAAGUUAACGGUCUUUACAGGCCUUUAAGAUGUUUAUAGAAUAUUUCAAAAUGUGGCAAAAGGCGUUAGACUUGUUAAUUGUGUACACAAUGAACAAGUCUAACGCCCGAAUACUGAAACGUUACUCAUUUUUAAGUCACGCUUAAGUAUAGUUCUGUCACUACAUAUUCUUUGUAAAAUGACAGAGAUGGCACGAUAUUUAGCACGACUUAAAAUUGAGUAACGUUUCAGUAUUCUGCCAUAAAUUAAUCGUCUGUUGCAAUAUGAGUUCUCAGGUUUCUAUUGAUUCAAUUUAUUUGACACCAAUUUAUUAUAUAAUGUAAUUGUAAAAUGGAUGUCUUUGUUCUAAUAUCUUGUCUUAUAAAUGAAUAACUUAAUGCAAUUUAUUAUCAUCAGGGAUUGUGAUAAUUAUGUAUGUAGGUACUAUGCCCAAUAUAAUGUUUUACUAAUAAUAUUUCAUUCCGACUUUUACAACCUUAUUAGUUUUAGAUCUAUUUGACCUUCAGUCAAAUUAAAAGAUAAAUUAACAAUACAUUAAAAAAAUAUGCAACAUGUGCUGAUAUAAUUAAUACCAAGUUACAAGACAUGUUUUAUUUUUAGCAAGGAAUGUGCUACAUUUUUUAAUUAAAGUGAUAUUUUACGAAUAAUAAAAAGAAAAAUACAUUGUUUUCGAAAGAUGUGAUCAUUACAUUGAAUAAACAAGGUAAAACGAAUAUGUUCAUUAGAUUACAUAUUUUAUUCACUAUUACAACAAAACAAGAAAAUGUUCCAAUUUUUAAUGACUUAUUGCAUUUAAUAGGACAUACACUGUAUCUUUACGCUGAGGUACAAUUUGAUUUAUGUACUUACGAAACUAUAUUUGAUUAGUACAGUUUACCAUAUUGUAAUUAAACAUAUUUUAGCAUUUAUUUAAACACAAUACUUAGUUAUUGUGAUUGAUAUAUUUUAUGCCAAUGUAUUCUAGUGUGCUAUAUUUGCGUAGUUGCUUCCAUUAUUUUAGUUUAUUGUUUUGCAUGAUUUUUUUUAUUCUAACGCUGUGUUAUGUGCGUGUGAUCAGACCGGCCAUUAGGUGUAAAAAGUUUAAUAACAAAUCUGUUGCCUAGCAACAGUCUUUAAACUAAGAUGCAGUUACACCGGUGCUAAUAUUUUAGUAAAUAAAUAGUUUUUAUAUAUUACGUAAUUGGGCAACUGAUAUUUAAUGUUCCGUUGAUUACUUCGAUUUUAUUUUAAUUUGUAUCAUUUAAUAUUGAUUGAAAGUUUCCGAAUAUCAAAUAAAUACUCGCUUUAAUUCACUGCCUGUAUUCCUACAGUAAAUACGAUGCUCAUUACUUAAGAGAUGUAACUGAAGGCUGUGAAGCACUUAUUACAAGUUACACUAACUCUUUUGUUAAUUGUUAAUGUUAAGUCAUUAAUGAAUUGUCCUCCCUGCCGAGUUUUACUAUUCAUUAAUGAGUUAAAUGGGAUUUUAGUCUCUUGUGAAUAAAGUUGUAUGUAAAUAUUA
Messenger RNA from Spodoptera litura, 3722 nucleotides. RefSeq lists its product as uncharacterized. NCBI's taxonomy places the organism in Eukaryota, Metazoa, Arthropoda, Insecta, Lepidoptera, Noctuidae. The record is from RefSeq and is a predicted model, not a curated record.